AGGCGUGUCUGAACUUGACAAACAAUUACACGUGCGUAUUUGUUGACAAACAUGAAUAACAGGUUUACACUCAUAUUAAGGACUUCAAUUUGAAUGUGGCCCUGUGUUUGGCCAAGUCCAUUUUUGUAUGUUAAUAGAUGCCUUCUGUGAAGCUUGUAACCCUAGAUGUAACCAACACUCUGAUCCGUGUUGUGGGGGGUGUUGGUCACCAGUAUUCGAGUGUAGCGAAGGUCCAUGGUGUAGAAUUAGACCCCGAUGUCAUCAACCAAGCCUUCCGAAAAAAUUGGAAGGAGCAGGAAAAAAAGUUUCCCGUCUUUGGUAGGAACAGUGGUUUGACUUCUCGACAGUGGUGGGAUUCUCUUGUUCAGAAAACACUUACACACAGUGGAAUGGACUCAACAGAUAAUAAAAUUUGUAUAGUUUCUCAACACAUAUGUACACAUUUUGAAACAGGUGGCUGGACAUUGAUACCAAGUUCUGUCAGUGUAUUGGAGGAACUGAAAAAGAGGAAUUUGACAGUGGGUGCUGUGACAAACUUUGACGACACGCUAGAAAAUGUCCUUCGCAGGAUGUCCAUUCUUCAAUACUUUGAUUUUGUUCUGCCGGCUUGGACGGCAGGCCAUGCCAAGCCAGAUCCAGAAAUUUACCUUCAAGCUUUGAAAAUUGCAAAUACUUCAGCCUCAGAAUCUCUUCAUGUCGGUGAUGAUUAUCAAAAUGAUUACAUCGGGCCGAGGAAAGUUGGAAUGAAGAGCGUACUAUUUUGUCCAAACAUAGCUAAUGUUCCAAUAGAUGUAGAACACAUUGUAACAGAUCUACCUGAUAUAUUAAACUAUCUAUAAAUUGUC
Messenger RNA from Ostrea edulis (European flat oyster), 845 nucleotides. Its product is annotated as haloacid dehalogenase-like hydrolase domain-containing protein 3. The transcript has 2 exons. Lineage: Eukaryota; Metazoa; Mollusca; Bivalvia; Ostreida; Ostreidae. The record is from RefSeq and is a predicted model, not a curated record. Bases 138 to 839 code for a protein of 233 amino acids.